AUGGCGCAAGGCACCGUGCCCUCCGCAGCCGGGGCCGGCGGCGGCGGCUGCCCCUCGGUCCCCGCCAUCUCCACGACCCCUCCGGGCACGCCCCGGGCCUCCGCGGCAGCCGCGCCUCCUCCUCCUCAGCCCGCCUUCGCGACCGGAUUCUACUACGCCGUGGAGCUCUACUUCGACCCGGCGCUGGAGAACCAGGUGCUCAAGGCGUGGAACGCGCUGGCGCGGCGGCAGCUCGGCAGCCGCCUCAUCGACGCCGCCGCCCGCCCGCACCUCCCGCUGCUCCACCUCCCCGCCGCCGCGCUCCCGCCGCCUGGCACCGGCGCCGGCGGGGACCCGCUCCUCCGCCUCGCGCCCUCGCUCCGCGCGCUCGCGUCGCGCCUCGACCCGCUCCCGCUCGCGCUCUCCUCGCUCGCCGCGCUCCCGGCCUCCGCCUCCUCCUCCCCGCACGACAACGUCCUCUUCCUCGCGCCCACUCCGUCCGCCGCCCUGCUCGGCCUUCACGCGCAGCUCUGCGAGCUGCUGCGGAAGGACGCUAGCGUCGAGGUCCCCGACGCCUUCCGGCCCGACCACUGGCUACCGCGGUGCGCCGUCGCCGUCGACGUGCCCCGCGGCCGCAUGGCCGAGGCCUUCUGCGUGCUCCGAGAGCUCAAGCUGCUCCCCGUCUCCGGGUACGGGAUGGACAUCGCGCUCGUUGAGGUCGGGCCCACCGUUAGGGAGGUCGUGUCCUACCCGCUUGGCGGCAGCGGCAGUGCUGGAGCCGACUGA
Molecule: messenger RNA, 765 nt
Organism: Miscanthus lutarioriparius
Lineage: Eukaryota; Viridiplantae; Streptophyta; Magnoliopsida; Poales; Poaceae
Source: the annotation of a GenBank genome assembly